CUGGGUACUGGGGCGGCGCCUGCGCUCGACUGCGGGGAGCGCAGGGCUGCGGAGCGGAGCGUGCGGCACCAGCGCCAUGACCGCGGCGAUGCGGCAGCGGUUCGACCGCUUCCUACACGAGAAGAACUGCAUGAGUGCCGUGCUCGAGCGGAUCGAGAGCAAGACCGGUGUCAGCCGCACCUACAUCGCCAUCGGCAUUCUGGGGGUCGUGGCCGUGUACCUGGUGGUGGGAUACGGCGCAUCCCUGCUCUGCAACGUCAUCGGCUUCGCCUACCCCGCCUACGUCUCAAUCAAGGCCAUUGAAAGUCCCAACAAAGAUGAUGACACGCAGUGGCUGACUUACUGGGUUGUGUAUGGCAUUUUCAGCAUAGCUGAAUUCUUCUCUGACAUCUUUCUGUCCUGGUUCCCUUUCUACUACAUGCUAAAGUGUGGCUUCCUGCUGUGGUGCAUGUCUCCAAGCCCUUCAAAUGGGGCAGAGUUUCUCUACCACCGGAUUAUCCGUCCUUUCUUCCUGAAGCACGAGGUCCAGCUGGACAGUGUUGUGCAGGACCUGAAAGACAAGGCUGCAGAGACUGCAGACACCAUCGCUAAAGAGGCCAAGAAAGCAACAGUGAACUUGCUGGGUGAAGAAAAGAAGAGCACUUAAACUGGAUAAAUUUCUCUACUGCCUCCUUUGUGCAAUUUGAUGUUACUGGGUACUAUGGUAUAAGUUCAAUAAUACUGCCUUGGAAACAUUUUGAUAUACUAAAGGAAUGUGCUAUAAGUGUACUUACUACUUUGCUGUGAUUGAUAGAGAGUAUGCAUUUUUAUUUAAAAGCAAUGCAGUGGGCAGCAUCUGAAGCUUAAUGAAAAUAGCUUAUUCAUCUUCAUCCAGAAUAAGUCUUUCAGUAAUUUCUUUCUGUAGUAACAUUAAUAAAAUGUAUAUAUCCCUCAGGC
This is a messenger RNA of Prinia subflava (tawny-flanked prinia), 936 nucleotides long. It is a transcript of the gene REEP5, whose product is annotated as receptor accessory protein 5. Bases 77 to 646 code for a protein of 189 amino acids. The record is from RefSeq and is a predicted model, not a curated record. The transcript has 5 exons. Lineage: Eukaryota; Metazoa; Chordata; Aves; Passeriformes; Cisticolidae.